Messenger RNA from Eruca vesicaria subsp. sativa (arugula), 925 nucleotides. The record is from the annotation of a GenBank genome assembly. NCBI's taxonomy places the organism in Eukaryota, Viridiplantae, Streptophyta, Magnoliopsida, Brassicales, Brassicaceae.
UUAUCCACAGACAUUUUGAGAGCACCACUACUCACUGUAACAGCUGUGUCAGUGUUCAAUACGCGCUGGUUUUAGCGCGUGUGAUUAGGAAGAAUGUGAAAAAUCUCGUAAUCCCAUCUUCAACGGGAGGCUUAAGAAGUCAUCCAUUGGCCAGUGGUUUAUAGGAUGAUGCAACUGCUAAGUGUGUGUUUGUGGGAUUUAUAGACUAUGAGGAGAGGUAGAGGGAAAGGGAGGAAGCAGAGUGCAUCUGCACGGGAAGAAGAAAAGAUCCCAGCUCACAGGAGAAGGGGAAGACCACAGAAGGCGAUGAGAGAUGAUUUCGAAGAGGAGGACGAAGAAGAAGAAGAAGAGGAGAUGGUAGAGAAGAUGGAAGAAGAAGAUAUUGAUGAUACAAACGAGAGGAAGAGGAAGAUAUCUAGUGGAAGCAAUAUAGAAGAUAUCAAAGAAGAAGAGAAUGUGUUAGGAUCAAAAUCAAGCAUGGAUGGUUCCACGAAACCGACAUCUACUGGGUUUAGACAGAAUGGAAGCAGGAGGAAAAGCAAGCCUAGACGAGCUGCUGAAGCUGUUGUGGAAUGUAAUGGAGUUUGAGAAAACAAGAACUUCAAGAAACAAGUUAAGUUGAGGAGGCUUCUUUUUUUUUUGGCAUUAUUACCCUUUUGUUUUUUUUUUCUUUUGCAAUUUGAGUAACUUCGGAUAUCUUUUUGGUGUUUAUAUGAUUCAUGAAUCAAAUGGCAUCAAUCUGCAUACCCUUUUCUUGUGUCUCAUACGUUUAGUUUCUGACACUUGAUUGUCCAAAGAUUGUCAUGCAACACUGAGAUCCUCUUAUAUAUCUACAAAAGUUCUAAUUAUUCUAAGACAUGUUAUAAUUGCAAAUCGUGUAAGUUCCGUAGAAUGUAGCAGGGAUGAGAGGUAAGAAGAGGGAGAU